AUGUGCAAUCUGGAAACCGAAGGAACAAAAUAUGGAUGCGGGACGCGCAAACUGAAGAAGAUAGAUUGCUCCAACCGGUACUGCAUCCAUUCUGUCUGUCAUCCAAGGAACUGUCCUGACUGUCAUUGCGAACGGUACUUCGGUCCCGAUGCAAGAGAGACUAUCACCCUCCGAACACCCGAAUACUGUGUUUCAUGUCAGUAUUGGUUCAAGGACGGAGCUUCGCAUCGUCGUUAA
Molecule: messenger RNA, 237 nt
Organism: Suillus clintonianus
Lineage: Eukaryota; Fungi; Basidiomycota; Agaricomycetes; Boletales; Suillaceae
Exons: 4
Coding region: 1-237 (78 amino acids)
Source: RefSeq, a predicted model, not a curated record